GUGGCUGAAUACGGGAUUGACCCCGCAGUGCGCGUCUGCUGUUCGUCGAAUGCAGUAAAGCUAGACGCUCCGCAUUUUUCGUGCAGUUCGACUUUAUUUUCAGAGGUCCCGGUAACCUAACAGCAUGGAGUCAUCCAACGACUCUCGAGGUCCCCCUCCUUCUUGGAUCAAUAACGAAUUCAUAGAAUCUGCCAUCAAAAAUAAAGAAGGGGACCAAAUUUGUGUAGAUUCAACGAAAGUACAGUACGCCUGUGCGGAAGGGUCUGGCUACGCUAGUUUAUUGUUCAGAGUCACUAUCUUUCUAAAGGGAGAAGACGACGACGGAGAGGCGAGGAAGGAAUCGCUACUGGUGAAAACAACUCUUCUAUCGGGACCCAUGAAGGAACUGCUGGACAACUGCCAAGUGUUCAGAGUCGAGGCACGAAUGCUGCAUGAGGUGAUGCCUCAGGUCCACAAGUUCUUGGCGCCAUUGGAGGGGGACGACUUCCGGCCGCUGACAGCUCGCUGCUACGACUGGGGUCAGCAGCCGGCAGACUUUUUGGUGCUGGAAGAUUUGUCAGCAGCCGGCUUCAGGAUGGCUGACGCUGGACGGCCUCUGGACUACCAGCACUGCAAGGUGGUCCUGCGAGCUUACGCCAGGCUGCACGCCGCCUCAGCCUGUCUGCUUGACAGGCAACCCGACUACAAGAGCGCGUUCACUGGGAACAUGUUCACAGACAACAACACUAAGGAAUAUUUCAGAUCAUUGGGGGGUAAGAUCAUGUGUGCUCUGGCGGACGAGCUGAACAAAUGCCCUGGGUAUGAAAAAUAUGCCGAAAAAUGCAGGACUUACAUGGACAGAGUCGCUGAUACCGCAUUUGAUGUAUAUGAGCGAUUAAAGGACAACACCAAGCUGUGUGUAUUGAGCCAUGGUGACUGCUGGAAGAACAACUUGAUGUUUAAGUAUGUGAACGGAGCACCGUCAGAAGUCAGACUUGUCGACUUUCAGGCAUCAACAGUGACAAGUCCAGCCUCGGAUCUACAGUACUUCCUGUACGCGAACGCCAGCGAAGAUGUCCACCGGCACCACAUGGAGGACCUGCUGCGCGAGUACCACAGCACGCUGGUGGGCCUGCUGCGGCGUCUCGGACUGGAACAGCAGGCAGAGGCCUACACCUUCGAGGAGCUGAAGGAGGAGAUGGACGGCUGUCUCGUCCUAUCAUUUAUGUUCAGCGCCAUGAGUGGCUUCGUUCUGACCUCUGAAAAGUAUGGCCCAGAGUUUGUGAAGGCAUUCAAUGACCCGGAGAAUGCCGACGAAGCUCUCGCUAAGACCUAUCAAAAUCCGUAUUCUUUAUCCUACAUGAAGUACCUGACACCAAUUUUUGACAGUAAAGGAGCUAUAGUACACAACAGCAUGGAAUCGCUCAACGAAACUCGACCACCGCCUCCAUCCUGGAUAAAUCAGGAGUUCAUAGAAUCUGUACUGAUAAAUAAGGUUGGAAAUCAAGCUUCUGUAGAUUCAAUUAAAGUACAAUACGCUUGUCCACCAGGAGCUGGCAUUACAAGUUUGUUGUUCAGAGUGACUGCCAUUCUGAAGGGCAAAGAUAAUGAUCAAGAGGCUAAAAAGGAAUCACUGCUAGUGAAAACUGCUCUUGACUUUGGGCCAAUGAAGGACUUCAAGAAAAAUCACCUGGUGUUCAGAACAGAGACGCAGAUGCUGAGUGAGGUGAUGCCGCAGAUCCACAAAAUGCUGGCAUCGUUGGAGGGUGAGGACUUCCGGCCGCUGACAGCUCGAUGCUACGACGGGGGUCAGCAGCCGGCACUCUUCCUUGUGCUGGAGGACCUGUCAGAGGGUGGCUUCAGGAUGGCUGAGGGGCAAAGUCUUCUGAACUACCAACACUGCAAGGCGGUCCUGCGAGCGUACGCCAGAUUGCAUGCCGCCUCGGCCUUUCUACUCGACAAACAGCCUCAUUACAAGAGCGUGUUCAAUGAGACUAUGUUCACAGACAAGCGUACUCAGGACUAUUUCAGAGCAAUAGGGUCUAAGAUCAUGUCCGCACUGGCAGAUGAACUGAAUAAGUGUCCAGGGUAUGAAAAAUAUUCUGAAAAAUGCCGGGGAUUUAUAGACCGAUCUGCUAACAGUAUCUUCGAAGUACUUGAACGAAUGAAGGAGGAGACCAGGUUACCUGUGCUGGGCCAUGGUGACUGCUGGAAGAACAACUUUCUGUUUAAGUAUGUGGACGGUGAACUGUCAGAUGUCAGAAUUGUUGACUUUCAGGUGUCAUACGUGACCAGCCCAGCCACGGACCUGCAGUACUUCUUGUACGCAAGCGCUAGUGAGGAAGUCCACCGCCACCACAUAGAUGACCUUUUGGGCGAGUACCACAACACGCUGGUGGACAUCCUACGGCGCCUGGGAAUGCAGGAGGAAGCUGAGGUCUUCACUCUAGAGGAGCUAAAGCGGGAAAUGGACCGCUGUCUAGUCAUAGGAUUUCUCUUCAGCACCAUGAGCAGCUUUGCUCUGGCGACUGAAAAGUACGGUGCAGAGUUUACGAAAUCGUUCACUGACCCAGGACACGCCGAAGAAGCUUUCGGAAGGAUCUUCAGAAAUCCUGAUUCGUUAUCCUACAUGAAAUACCUCACACCAUUUUUUGACAGUAAAGGAAUUUUAUGAACAUUUGUAACACGCACACCUAUUAUAGUUGACAUUAUUUAACAAUUUUUAAAUGGUAACCUUAGACAUCCUUCCAUCUCACUGAAACUUAGUCUUGCAGCAACAAACCUAUGCUAUUACAUGAUCAAUCAGUAUUUGCUUCUCGAGGUUUUGUAUUUGAAGAGUGAGACUAAUGCUAUAUUUUAAUUACAAUAUGUGUACUGUACAGAAUUCAACAACAUAUACAUCGACCUGGAAAACCACAUAGACCACAACGAAACAAAUCGCAAUGUGCUGGAAUUUACGUAAGCAAACACAACUAUUUUGCUUCACAUAUAAAUAAAUGCAAGCAUUUUAACGUAUUUUCAUUAAUGAAACAACUUAUGAAGUGGCAUCAAAUACUAAAAUAUUUUUGUGCAGUAUGGGAGCAGACGACAUGCUGUCAGUUAAACCAACUGGUUAACUAAAAGUAUUAGAUGGACAUUGUAGCCCGAAACCGGUUUAUGGCACUAAAAUAAAACAUUUAAAAAUUAUUGUGACUGGUUGCAUCAUUCAGCAACCAAAAAAAGUUAUUAUUGUAAAAGCUAUAUCAAAGAAUGUUAACUUAUUUUUUUUUAAAGUCAAUUGUGGAAAACUAUAUAUAUAUUUUCAUGCUACUAAUAUUAUUUUAAAAAGUUUGUAGGCAAUAUUAUUAAACAAUAUUAGUAUAAAAAUUAUUUGAUCGUUGCUAUUGAAACGUGUAUUAAAUAAAUGAAAACAUA
Schistocerca gregaria is the source of this 3393-nucleotide messenger RNA. RefSeq lists its product as uncharacterized. The coding region runs from base 125 to 2653 and encodes 842 amino acids. NCBI's taxonomy places the organism in Eukaryota, Metazoa, Arthropoda, Insecta, Orthoptera, Acrididae. The transcript is spliced from 5 exons. The record is from RefSeq and is a predicted model, not a curated record.